Nematolebias whitei (Rio pearlfish) is the source of this 4237-nucleotide messenger RNA. RefSeq names its product regulatory factor X7a (gene rfx7a). Gene Ontology annotation, biological process: regulation of transcription by RNA polymerase II. The record is from RefSeq and is a predicted model, not a curated record. NCBI's taxonomy places the organism in Eukaryota, Metazoa, Chordata, Actinopteri, Cyprinodontiformes, Rivulidae. Gene Ontology annotation, molecular function: DNA-binding transcription factor activity, RNA polymerase II-specific; RNA polymerase II cis-regulatory region sequence-specific DNA binding.
GAGGAGGACUGGGUGGGAACAACAACAACAGCGGCGGCAGGGCGCGUUGCUGGCCCGGUCCAUGCCGGUUAGCUUCACCGGUGCAGUUCAGUCCAGCUCGGAAGCCCACCCGAUGGCCGACGAGGAUCCCCAGCAGCCGGAGCCCGGAGCGGGGGGCCUGCUGCCCGGGCUGCAGGCCGGGCUGCAGGGCGCUGAGGCCGGGGCGCUGCAGCUCAGGAUCAGGAACUCCAUCUGCAAAUCUGUUCAAUCAAAAGUGGAAAACAUUCUGCAAGAUGUGGAGAAGUUCUCGGACAUCGAAAAGCUCUACCUCUACCUCCAGUUGCCUUCUGGUCCAAACAGCACCGCAGAGAAAAGUGACCAGAGCGCCCUGUUGUCGAGCCGCACGCAGCAGACGCAUGCGUUCAACUGGAUCCGGGAUCAUUUAGAGGAAUACCCGGAGACCUCUCUUCCCAAGCAGGAGGUCUACGAUGAAUACAAGAGCUUCUGUGACAAUCUGAACUACCACUCGCUCAGCGCUGCGGACUUCGGAAAGAUGAUGAAAAACGUCUUCCCGAACAUGAAGGCUCGCCGGCUCGGCAUGCGAGGGAAAUCCAAAUAUUGCUACAGUGGACUUAGAAAGAGACCAUAUGUUCACAUGCCGUCUUUACCAACCCUGGAUCUUCAUAAAACACCAGAUGGCCUCCACUGUGAUGUGCUGGACUCGCCCUGCCAGCUGAGCAGCAUCAAGGAGGAAGUGCGGUUUGCAGCCUGUGAUCUUGUGUGCGAAUGGGCCCAAAAGGUGCUGAAACGACAGUUUGAUGCCGUCGAAGACUUGGCUCGCUUCCUGAUCGACAGCCACUACAUCAGCAACAAGUCGCUGGCCGCUCUCACCAUAAUGACCAGCACAACAGAGGCCAAACCACCUCAGACCAUUUCAGCCUUCGUUCCCACGUCAGAGGCUCAUCCCUUUCAGCCUCAGGUGACGAUGUUUUCGUCACCGUGUGUGGAUGCAAAGCAGCAGCUGCAGAGGAAGAUUCAGAGGAAGCAACAGGAGCAGAAGCUGCACUCUCCUCUACCUGGAGACGGUCCGACUAAGAGGGUAGAGGACGUCGUGCCUUGCAGCAGCCCCACCACUCCCUCGCCACAACCAACUAUUGGCAUUGUGGUCGCAGCUGUCCCGAGCCCCAUCACGGUGCAGAAGAACAGCCAGCUGAUGUCAGCGAGUCCUGUGGGAGCAGUGGAGAGCAAAGUUCUGCCUUUUAACUUCCAAAUGGUGUCGCAGCCACUUCAAGCUGUCAAACAGGGUCCCAAACCGGUCCAAACCAUUCUGACCAGUCCAGUGGGUGAGCGCACAGCUCGGCAGCGCUACGCUCAGAUCCUGCCCAAACCUUCGGUCACCUCUGCGAUCACCCUGCGCUCGCCCUCAACCAUGAUCAUCACCAACAGUCCCAUCAAGACUGUGAUGACUACAUGUCAUGUUAGCCCAGUGAGUUUGGUUAAGAUGGCAGCGAUAUCACUGGCUCCUACGAGCAGGGAAACCACAACUCUUACAAACGCCACUCUGCAGCCCACAUCUGCAGGCAUCACAUCUGCUGUGCCCAUUGUGGCGCCGGUGGCCGAGCCCGGGCCGAUCAUCGACCCUCAGGGCAUGGAUGUUGAGAUGGAAGUUGAAGCUAUACAUAAGAGCAGCCAGAUGCAAAAUUCCAGCAGUCGAGUUCUGACCCAAGGAGCAAAUAGGGCUAUAGGUGCAGUACAGAGAGCUGCCAGCGUGCCCAUACCUCAAACUAAAGGCUUCCUUGGUCUGGAGGAAAUAUCUAACAGUAGCAGCAGUGGAAGGUCUUCAUCAGGCACCAACACUGUGGCUCAAAGCAGCAAUAACAGCUCAACUAAAACAAGCACUUUGCACUUAUCUUCUCCCACUCAGAACACCAGCACUGUUCCUUCAGGAAACACCAGCAGACUAUCAUCGUUUGAAGGCCUCCAAGCAGAGCAACGUUUCUUAUCAACGAAGAGCCCCAGGAAACGCUCAGGCCUCAGUCCAGACCUUUCCCCACUCAAAAGGGUUUUUAUACCGCAGCAGCCAGUAGAUGGCGCUCUUCAGUACAGUUUCAAAAGCAUGGCUGGUUCUGUCUCCAGCUCAGGUGCAACAGGUAGACCUGAAAGUGCACCAGUCAUGCAGAAUGUAGACAUGAAAAUGAGCUCCGUCUUAUCCGCUCAAGUUGACACACAAAGCACUUCCUCUGUCAGAGCUAGCUGCUUUGACCCUGUUGCCAAAACACAUAGCUCAACGCUGAGGAGCAACACUUCCAUUGUUAUGGAAACUGGCACAUCAGUCGGUGACGUAUCCGUACAAGAACAGCCAGCGCACACAAUGGGUAACGUGUAUGUCGCUGACGCUGGUUUUCAGAGACGCACAUGUUCACACUCAAUCACAGGAAACCUGGAAGGAGGUCAACACCAGACAUACGCUCAGUGUGAUCCUGCCAACGACGCCCUGCAGUUUUUAAACCAAGCGUCAUCCAGUCAGCUCGCGGCACAGAAACACAUGGACUACUUUUCCUUCGAUGACGAUGUGACUCAGGACAGCAUUGUGGAGGAGCUGGUUCAGAUGGAGGAGCAGAUGAAGCUUAAACAGCUGCAGCAGUUUGGAAACUGUGGCACCCUUCAAGGCCAGCACGCUCUGAUGCCAGACAACAUAACAUCCACCAAUCAGGCCACGACUGCCUUCUAUCAUGCUGCGAGCAACAGCAGCCACCUGAUCCACACCCCCACACCCACAUCAGAGAUGAUGGGAGGAGUCCAAAACUUUACCAAUGAGAGCCCCUGCUCUCAUAUUGCCUCCACGACCCCAGUGGACAGCGCUCUGGGAAGCAGCCGACACACCCCAGUGGGAAACCCUCACUCCAGCUGCAGCAGCAACAUUCCUCCGAGUCCGGUGGAGUGCAGGAACCCUUUUGCGUUCAUGCCCAUUAACUCCAGCAUGACGUGCUUCCACGAAAACACCGCCAUCUCCCGCAGCCCGGUCAAACCCAUGCAGAGGCCGAUGGCCACCCACCCGGACAAGGCGAGGCUGGAGUGGAUGAGUAACAGCUACAGCAGCAGCACUGGUGGCGGUGGGACCAUAAACAAGUCAAACAGCGGAGUGGGAAUUCUCACCGGAUACCAAGGCCUGAUAGACGAGCAUUUUCAGAAGCCUCAUGCCUUUGCUGUUCCUCAUGCACGCCACCACGACAGCCACUGUGGCCGCUUGACCCCCAUCUCCCCCGUGCAGCUGCAGGUAGCUAGCAUGUCCAACAAGCAGGAGGGUUUUGCUGUGCCAGCUCCUCUGGAUAAUAAAACCUCCAGCACAUCCGCUGCAGCUUUCCGAUGUCGCAGCGUGAGCCCAGCAGUGCAUCAGAAGAAUCUAAGCGGGAACAGCGCUCUCCCCAACGUCCCGCGCUCAGUGGUGUCUCCCUUCAGUUCUCCUAUGAUGCCAGAAGCGCUAAACAUGUUUUCUAACAGCAAGACAAAUCCCGAGGCCAGCAGCAUGGCUCAGAGGAGCCGCUCGGUGCCGCUCAACGUCAUGAUGCAAUCUGAAGUCCUGCCUGCACCGAACCACCCGUGCAGCAGCCAAAACAUCACCAGUGUCCUACUUAACAAGCUGGAAGGGGACAACGGUGACUCGAUGCGAGGUUUAGGCAUACAUAAUUUACCUUCCACCUACACGGCACGGAUGAACCUCACCCAAAUCCUGGAGUCCAAGCCCAGCCUCCCCUGCUCUGAUAACCAGAUGAACCUGAUGACGCCCAACUCUGCAAGCAGCUGUACCUCACAGAGGCCAAAUUACAUCUUAGAAAGUACCGUUAAUAAAGACAUGAUUCUCUCAGCAGGCAACAGCCAUGCAGCCUCUGGAGAGCAGCAUCAGUCUUUAAUGUUAGCUUUGAGCUCGCAGCAGCAGAUAGAUUUCGGCAGCGCACGGCACCUCCUGACAGACGGCAGCCUCGCUGCAGGAAGUCACCUCCUGGAUCAGGUAUCUGAGCUGACUGCUGGAGGGCCUGAUUUCCCCUGUGAAAUCAGAAUGACAUCGGAGCUUUCCAGCAGCAUCAAUGACCUGAACGCGCUGGACACAAACCUGCUGUUUGACCCCAACCAGCAGCAAAGCAAGUUUGAAAACGCUGCAGCGGAGGAGCUGUUCCAGCAAAUGAGCGAGACGCCACAUUCAGGCGGACUCGAAUGGUUAGAAAGCAAGGAUCACCCAGCUGUUGGGUUAAUGGGCUGA